Messenger RNA from Alternaria arbusti, 1569 nucleotides. RefSeq lists its product as uncharacterized. The record is from RefSeq and is a predicted model, not a curated record. The transcript is spliced from 2 exons. The coding region runs from base 1 to 1569 and encodes 522 amino acids. NCBI's taxonomy places the organism in Eukaryota, Fungi, Ascomycota, Dothideomycetes, Pleosporales, Pleosporaceae.
AUGGCUCCUAAACCUCCGCGCAAAUCCAGAGCCGCGCAGAUCGCUGCGAUGAGGGAACGAAGACUUUUGCGCACUCUGACCACCGACACUAUUACCGAGAUUGAGACGUACAUCAAGGACCAGCAACAAAAGAGUCUGAGGUUCAAGAUGAACGCGAUAGGAUUGCGAGUUGAGCGCUCAAUAGCUUCCACGCCAUCAUCGACUCCCAUACGACUCAUCCAACCUGGGGCAGAGGAUAUACUCCUCGGUGUACGGAGACAGUCUUUGAAGUCUACGCUGCUCGCGGAGCAAACACCACACCCACAGACCAAUCAAGAAGAGGAGUGGCUCACGUUGCAAGAAUGGUUGACUCGACGCUAUGGGAUUGCCUCUCAUCUGGAAGAUGAACCUGACGAUUCAAAUGAAGAAUCUCUAAAGCAGGCAGUGGCAGCGUACAUCCGUCACCGGCACCGCACCGACUUCGAAUUCUGGAGGAAAACGGUUGACGUCGACAGUUGCUUGAACCUGUUAAAUCAAGACAUAUGCUCAUACAGCAAGUAUGACCUUACAGACCACCUUCUGGAGGGCCUUUCCAGAAUAGAAGCCGGCUGCCACGAGUCAGAGUCUGCUGGCCCUCCGAGACUUACUCCUGAACUCGUUUUGGAGAUUGGUGUACACCCUCGUUGGUUAUCGUUCCUCACUUGGAUGGCCGAAGACCUCGAGACGCUCGAACCAAUCCCUCUUACAAUGUACGACUGGUGGAACUCCAACGGCCGAGCUUUCCGGUUCCUUGAUCUUCCUGAAGAACUCCGUUACCUCGUAUACGAUCAAGUCAUCGGCCCCUACAUAUGUUUAUCGCUGAGCAAGGGCGACUCCAACGGAAACCAGCAUGUCAGACUGACCCGCCCCAAGCGCCGCUGCAUAGACAUACAUCGCUUUGGGAAAGUGAGUGUUGCCGGAAGCGAAUACCAGUUUCAGCCGGACAUGCUUGCUCUCACAUGUCAGCAGAUGUGCUAUGAAGUCAAAAAGGCCACAUGGGAGCGCACGACAGCAUUGCUCAACGAUUAUCAUCACCCUUCCAUAUGUCCCACUUGGCCUCAUGUCUUCAUCCCCUAUCACGCGAUGCGCCGUAUCGAGCUCAAUCUCUCCACAUCGGAUUACUUCCGCUUCCUCGGCCUAAAAUGCGAACGCCAUCAGGGUUUCGUCGAAUUGGACAACGAGAUGACCCCCGCAAUCGCCCAACUGCGGGAGAUACCAACGCUUUUCCAUCUACAUCUCCACUUCACCAUCCGUCCGCCUAUACGGAUUGGUCCUGGUAAUACGUGGAGGUCAUUGGACCCUUGGCUUAAUAUCGCAGGAAACAGGGGUACGAAAGUAGUCUCGUGCCAAAGAGUCUUCGUUCACUGGUUCUUCACACUGGCGUGGGCGGAUAUCAGACAUAUACCCCGAGUCACGUUCUCCGGUCAUGUUAAGAGAAGGAUACGAAUGAUGUGGGAAUUCGAAUUUGAUCGUAGUACUUCACGGAAACAAACAGAUUCCAAGCACGAAUCCAUCGCACGGAUACAGGCUACGCCGUGGCAAAGACUGUAG